Messenger RNA from Wallemia ichthyophaga EXF-994, 1830 nucleotides. RefSeq lists its product as uncharacterized. The transcript is spliced from 4 exons. The record is from RefSeq and is a predicted model, not a curated record. The coding region runs from base 1 to 1830 and encodes 609 amino acids. NCBI's taxonomy places the organism in Eukaryota, Fungi, Basidiomycota, Wallemiomycetes, Wallemiales, Wallemiaceae.
AUGGCCCACAUUUCAUCAUUCCUGGUUCUCACCUGUAUCAAUCAACAGGGGAACAAUUUACGUAUGAGCGAUCUAACGACUUCAACUGACUGGCUAGACGUCGCACCACCUUCAUCCGAGGAUGACGACUUAUCACUCUCAUUCCCAGAUCCACUCGACAAAUCUCACUUUGAGAGCGCUUUAGAAAGCCAUUCAAACGCCUCACAAGCAACUGAUGAUUGCAUGUCUGAUGCUGAUUCUACUGCAAGCACAAAUCGCAGCAAUCACAGUGACUCUAACCCAAAACACGAAUCUCUCAAAACGUCUUACAAAUCCACGCCCGUAGAAUCUAAACAGUCUCCAGAAUCACUCAGCUCUUCCUCUCGUACUGUUACAGACUGCUCAGGUACUCUCACAGCCAAAGUCAUCGUACUCACUCAAUCCAACGAUCUGCAACAGUUUUCGGACGUCAUGAAGAAGGCUUUCAUUAAAUGCUUAUUUGAUACAAGACCUGGAUUCGUCACUGAGGGCGAUUCGACUAACCAUAUUGUCAAUGCGAAUAACCCUGACUGCUGCUUUCCUGUUAGCGAGCAAGAGUGGCGUCUUGAAAGCAACUACUUCCAUCUGCAUUAUCAAUACAUCAACAUUAGUGGCUCAUUUGCUCAAGAUGAAAUUUUCAAAAUUUUACUUGAAAAUUUGCCUACCAUCAUCGUUAUUCCCGCCAAUGAAGGUAUUGAUGUCUUUGCUGAUGUUUUAAAAUUGCGAUCAAAGCUUCAAAUUGUUAUUUUCGACUCAACUGCCGUGGACUCUGGCGUCGACGAGAACAAAAUUACGCUUAAAGAGUUGACUGACCACACAGCUUCACAAAAGAUGAAGAGAAUCUAUGAAGGUAUUGAAAAUCGGGGUGCUUUUGCUGACACUUCUACUGCCAGAGCCGUAGAACCUGUCUCAAGGGAGAAGGGUGAGGAUGCUGUCAAAGUGAAACCAAAGGUUUCAGCAAUUGCAAAUUCUCUUGAUUAUCUUUUUUGGUCAUUUAAAUACAUCUUAGGAUUAGUGCUCACGUCAAUGUUGGCUUUCAACACCUAUAGGUUAGCUUCUGAGGGCAACUACGAUUUGAAUUGGCUGUCUGGAGCGAAUCAGCCUACUGCUAUCAAGCCUGCGAUCAGCUCCGCACCUUGCUCCUAUAAGCCGUCACUCAGCCUUAGACCAAAGCCCUCCGUCAAUAAUUACAAGACGAUAGACCAGGCCAAGACUACAACAGAAGUUUCUGUCUUUAAUCAGGUGUUUGAUGUUGUCGCUCGCAUACCCUCUAUGACUCUGGUCAAAGAUCAACUGAGAAGUACAGAUGCUUCAGAGAAAGACUCGUUCAAUAAUGAAGACUGGAUGAAGAUGACUGGAAAUGUUCUGAAUAACGCGUACUUCAUGUCGCUGUAUUAUGUUGGCGAUCACAUACGUCAAGUUGUUGCGAUAGCUGAAACGAUACUGGAACUCACAUGGAUAGUAGCUGAAAUUGGCUACGAGAAUGUACAAGAGCUUUACGAAAACCUAAUGAGAUAUGCGCCGUCAUUCAUUCAAAAACAGAGUCAAGAUAUCGGUGAACAAUUCAUGCAAACAUUUCAGCAAAUUAGUAGCGUUAGCCGCGGAAUAAUGAUGCGCGCAUCAAGAAAUGCAAAUAGACUGUUAAGAGGGUCAAAGCGAGACCACAGUUCUUUAAACAAGCGAGCUCGUCAGACGUCUGAGCAAUGGGAGAGCACAAUCAGUGGUGGAUACUCACAUUUCAAUGACAAGACAUACAGGCAGAUGAAGAGGGCUAAGAAUAAUUAUAAACGAACCUUUAGCAAGUUUGUUUGA